UGUAUGUGUGAUGAAUCUUCUACUGUGUAAAGCAUUUAACCAUGCAUYGUUUUAGCACCUCGGUGACAUAAACACUGAAAAGAAAUGCUUAAUGCAACCAGUUAAAAAGACCAAAAUGAAAUUAACUGCAGUACACUCUAGAGAAGAAGUACUCCUCGAACAGCAAAGGACUCUAUCUGCAGCAAGUUGCACUUUAAUUGGCUCUCAGUCUCGUCUGUCUCGCAAACCUCACUACGAACAGGACACUUGUUGGUCUUGGCUCGUGUGCUUUUGUUGUGYAGUUUCUAAUAUCAUCGUGGUAGGGUUUUCGUACAGUUAUGGUAUUUUAUUUCCUGUAUUGUUGGCUUAUUUCAAACAAGACCGCGCUACGACAGCGUGGGUAGGCUCUCUCUUCCUCUCGAUAUCCUUUCUACUUGGACCCGUAUCAUCAAACCUUUGUGACCGUUAUGGAUGUAAAAUCAUCGCCAUUUGUGGUGCACUUCUCUGCAUUCUCGGUCUUCUACUCACGUCACAAGCAACUACCAUCUACACGAUGUAUCUCACGUUAAGCAUAGUGGUCGGGUUUGGUUCCUGCUGUGUGUACACGUCAUCUUUCGUCAUCGUACCUAGAAUGUUCAACAGACGAAGAUCGCUGGCCAUUGGUUUAAUAUCCUUAGGGCCUGCCGCAGGUCUUAUGAUAAUGGCCCCUGUAUUACAAAGCUUAUUGGACAGUUUAGGAUGGAGGAACACUUUUCUAGUCAUGGCUGGGAUUACUAGCGUUAUUUGCCUCCUUUGCGGUUGCACCUUUGAUUCAAAUACAAUUCAAGAUAUUGUGCAUGACGAGGACGAGAAUCCGGGUUUUGACUUCUCGAUACUUAGAAAUAGUGAAUUUGUGAAGACUCAACUAACAACAUUGGUUAUCUUCCUUGGAGUGACGAAUGUUCAGAUAUUUUUGGUUGCAUAUUGCAGCAAACUUGACAUCAACGCAUCCAAGGCUUCAAUUUUAUAUUUUUACUUGGGUCUCAUGUCCGGCAUCSGACGUGUCGCGACAGGACAAAUUUGCGAUUCACCCAAGAUCAACUCGAAGUACGUUUUACUUUGGGCCUCGUUUCUGGGAGGCGCAGUUAUGAUAAUUCUUCCUUUUGCGUCCAACUACAAUCACCUCGUCGUGUUCUCUGUUCUCUAUGGAUGCUUUGAAGGCACUAUAGCAAUCUCGCUACUAGUGACAGUACUUAAGACCGCUACAAACAACAAACAACGAAGCUUUGCUUUAGGAUUAUGGUUGACAUCAUGUGCUAUAUCAAUGGCAGCUGCUCCUCCUUUAAUCGGUGCUUUGGUCGACAAGUUUGGAAGCUACUCACCUGGAUUCUACCUUUCCGGUGCUUUCUUGUUUAUUGGUGGAAUAAUUCCUCUUGUGCGAACCAAUCAAUGUCAAGAUGAGUCAGCGAGGCAGGACAGCGGAUCUAUAUCAACUGUUGAAACAUACCUUGACGAGAAUGUCUUUAUACUCGAAAAGUUGUCAGUUGUGUAAGAAAGAUUUCAUUUUAUGUCGACAUUAUGAAAAAGGUUGCGUCGGUGGGAUGUAUGACGUACGAAUGACAGACGGAAGAAAUUUCAAAUUAUAUCAUCGAAAAAAAUCUUAUCAGAUCUCUUGGGAGGGUCAAUUAAAUAUUUCGCAUGGAAAUGAAUGCUUCAGUGCUUUAUAUUUCGCAUAAAUGAAAAUAAAAUAAUUUUACUAC
Molecule: messenger RNA, 1718 nt
Organism: Exaiptasia diaphana
Lineage: Eukaryota; Metazoa; Cnidaria; Anthozoa; Actiniaria; Aiptasiidae
Product: monocarboxylate transporter 9
Exons: 4
Coding region: 92-1510 (472 amino acids)
Biological process (GO): transmembrane transport
Molecular function (GO): transmembrane transporter activity
Source: RefSeq, a predicted model, not a curated record